Molecule: messenger RNA, 642 nt
Organism: Fonsecaea multimorphosa CBS 102226
Lineage: Eukaryota; Fungi; Ascomycota; Eurotiomycetes; Chaetothyriales; Herpotrichiellaceae
Exons: 2
Coding region: 1-642 (213 amino acids)
Source: RefSeq, a predicted model, not a curated record
AUGUUUGGCACUGGCGAGGUCAUGCUUGGGCACGCUGCAAGGGCAAUCUUGGGAUUUACGAAUUUCAUCGAUCUCAAGACAUAUACUUCGCUUUGGACAUUAGCCACUAUGCCUCUCGCCGCCAUGUUAAUUGUGUUUGACCUUGUCAUUCAAGACCCUACCAGUCAAGACGCCAAAACCAACCUUCUCUUUCUGGACAUGGCAUCUGGCUACUUUAGUCGCCUCGAGCAUGUGACCGACGCUGCCAUGCAAACCUCUCGGCUUUCCGAGUUUACCCAGAUUGCGAGAGAGUACCAUCGGAGCGAAGUCCUGAAACUGCAAACAGAUCAGAGCGAUCCAUCUGAAUUCCCAGGUCAACAGACGGGGUCAUUAUUGCUCGGCCAAUCGACGAUAAGCAGGGCAGGCCUCAUGGAUUCGGAAACGAAUGGCGGUCUGCCACCGCGCCACGAUGCUGCUGAAAUCCAAUCACCACAAGGUGUGCAAGCUCGCGAGGUAGGAAUGUCAGGGAUAGGCGAAGUUCCUAUACCGACUGCGGUGCUCGGCGGUCCCAUGUCCCAUCUGCAAAUGGCUGGCGGACAAUUCAGCUUUGAGGACUUGUUUAACGCAGCCAUCUUGCCAUUUGAGCAUCAACAAGCAUGGUGA